AUGGAUGCUUCUCCAAGCCGGCCUCUGCAAACAGACGGUUCGCGCCAGAUCAAACGGUUCCUUCCACAGGAUGUCAAUGGAGAAUUGGAAGACCUUGUGCAUCAUGCUAUUCGGCCUUGGAUGAAAAGAUGCCUUAAGGAGCAUACUACCACGUGCAAUCACGAAGCCAAGAGCAGCAACAACCCGAUCCUACCGACUCGACUCCUUUUCGUCGGUAGCCAGACACAUCCUACGCCCAAGCUCGUUGAAAAUCAAAAUCGCACCUAUACUCGAUACCUCAUAUUGAGCUACUCAUGGGGCUCAAGCGGCAAUCACAACAAGGUGAAGACAUUGGAGGAGAAUUAUCAAGCCCGUCUUGAGGGUAUCGAUAUUUCCGAACUUCCGAAAACCAUUCAAGAUGCUAUAGAAGUCACUCGCGCCAUGGGGGAAUCCUAUAUCUGGAUUGACGCUAUAUGCAUCAAACAAGACAAGGAUCCCAAUGUUAGUGACUGGGACCUCGAAUCACCUAAGGUUGGAGACUAUUACGCCAAUGCGCUGUGUAUGAUCUCGGCAAUGCGUGCCAAGGAUAGCGCUGGAGGUUUCCUUACAGAAAGGAAACUUUCAAAGUACCCCCAUCUGCUAUAUGGUGGAUGGGUACGCUCGCUACCCAUCACGUAUUCAGCGUGGAGGACAAAUCAAGGGCUCUUACAGAGCAAUGGUGUUUCCUCAUACAAAGAUAUUCCGGUAUGGCGUUAUCAUAUCCGACAGACCGACUCGUCGCAAUUCAUGGUAUCGCUGCUCGCCUCAUCAAACAGCGCCGUGAUCGGUACUGUGCCGGAGUUUUCGAAUCUCAAGUACGCGCAGGGUUGCUCUGGUAUUCAACUGAACAUGCAAGGAAAGAUUCAAACUUCCCGAGCUGGUCAUGGGCGUCUGUCACUGAUCGAGUCACUUGGCUUCAGCCAUGGACUGGCCCCAACAUUACCACCAAAGUUCAAGUAA
Molecule: messenger RNA, 978 nt
Organism: Fusarium keratoplasticum
Lineage: Eukaryota; Fungi; Ascomycota; Sordariomycetes; Hypocreales; Nectriaceae
Product: Het domain pin-c1
Exons: 3
Coding region: 1-978 (325 amino acids)
Source: RefSeq, a predicted model, not a curated record